This is a messenger RNA of Emericellopsis cladophorae, 2253 nucleotides long. RefSeq lists its product as uncharacterized. Bases 1 to 2253 code for a protein of 750 amino acids. The transcript has 3 exons. Lineage: Eukaryota; Fungi; Ascomycota; Sordariomycetes; Hypocreales; Bionectriaceae. The record is from RefSeq and is a predicted model, not a curated record.
AUGGUCACCACGUCCGUCGAGGCGCCUCGCGUCGCCCGUAAGCCCAUGCAAAUCAAACCCGCCAUUCCUCUGCCUCAUCUCAAGCGUCAAGCUGCUGCCGCAGCUGCUCGCCAGCGCGCCAUUACUCCGGCUUCGGAGACCAAAGGUAGUGAUGCUGCCAAAUCCGACCUUGGCUCUUCCUCACCCACCAGCCCGGCCACAACCACAACAAAGGCCAAUGCGGAAAGUCCCAUGGUCCAUGGCAAUCCUUCUCCACCUCCCACUGCGUCCACCGAUGGUCACACCGUCGCUGAAAAUGCGAAUGAUGCAACCUCCACGCCAGAUGCUACGCAGCCUUCCAUUGCUUCUCCUACAACCAGCGUCGAAGAGACCAAGACGCAACCUCAGGUCAAUGGCCACAUGCACCAGGAGAGCACGCAGGCAUUGAACGGACAUGUCGAGGAGUUCACGCCGCGUCCUGCGUCCUCCAUUGCCAACGAGAACAUCCAAGCACAACCCCCCGCCGGCGACGGAAUGUCGGCUCCUGUCGCUCACCAUAUGCCAGCGCAUGCAGACGGGCCCCCAGGCUCCCAGUUCACUCCCAACGGACCUGUCUUCACCCACAAACCCCACCCCUCUCUACAGUUUGGUGCUCUCCGCGAUACUAGGGACCCUUCGCCCGAUCCGCUGUCUGCCGGCCUUGUGCCGCCUCAGGGUAUGCCACUCCACGCAGGUCGACCACCGUUCGUGCCCCAUGCCUCAGGCGGGUUUGCGCAUGGCGGACCUCCCCCGCCUGGACUCCCUGUUCUUCCUGGCAAUGAGAUGGGCGCAUUUGGCGGACCCAACAUGCCAUUCCCACCCGCGGAGUCCUAUUACCCUGGGGGCGCAUUUCCACACACCACCUACAGCUACCACGAAUCUCAGUCUUCGUCGAUCCCGGAAGAUGUUGGCCCAUAUGCGCGAUUCGCCCAUGGCGGUCCUCGUCAGCCACCUGGUUUCGGCGCAGACGUACAGGGACGAGGGACCGUGUUCCCAGGCACUCAACCAAGUCCGACUCCUAUGAUGCGUCCUGACAGCAACGCUCGUGGCCUGGCUCAGCACGUUUCGAGGCAUUUCGGCGAUCCCACCUUCUCAGACUGCACGCUCGAGGUAGUGUUUCCAAGCGCGCCUGACGACAAGCCUAAGAACUGCACGAUUCUUGGCCAUCGCCUCGUGUUUUCGCGCAGCAGCCUUCUGUACGAGGCGAUGCAGAAGCAGAAUACCCAGUCCCUCCCUCAGUCCCUAGUUUACUACAUAGGCAACCCCUUGGUCGAGCCCGAUACCUUUCAUCAGGCCAUCCACUCCCUCUACGGGUACCCCCUACUCGAGAUGCCUCCACUUGCGGAAAACUGCACAGCGUUUGGCACUCCCGAGCAGCAGUUUCGCUAUGCAGUUUCAUACGCUGCUGCUGGAGAGGCUCUGAAGUGGGGUCCCGUUGUCUAUCGCGGCUGCGAACUGGCGGCGCGGCUUAUCAAUGUCCAGACGUUCGAGAAAGCUUUCGAAUUUGCCCUGGCCGACUACGAGGACAAGGGCUCCUACGAAAACUUCCGGUUCUACGAAGGCUCGCGCAUCUUGCUGAGCUCCGUGGUCGACUUUAUGCUUCGUGAGCUUCCCAGGGACUUCGUCCUCGACACCACCAUGGCCAACAGACCCGUAUUCGUUCGCCUGCCAUAUGAUACGCCUUCCCCGAGCAAGCGCGCUGCUAAGGAUUCAUCCUCGCCUGUGGUUGUGAAGGGCCACCGAGCAUCUGGCUCCAUGUCUCAAAGUCGCCAGAUACAGUUUGGCGAUCUGACCAUCGCCAACGAUGGUGACGAUGCUGCGCAGGCCACGCCCAAGCUUGGUCAGCAUGCCACCGCUUCUGUCAACGUCCUUUUCUCACACGUUCUCAUUAACAUGCCCUUUGGCUAUCUCAAGAUGUUCCUUGAGGCUGUGCCUGGACACCACAAUGCCUGGGCCAGCGGCGAAACGAGAUACCAGGUUGUCCAGUCGGUUGUUGCGGAGCGUGAAGCCCGCCGCUUGCGCGCGCUGGACGCCGUGGUGGCGGGGCGUGUACCCGACUCUAUUCCUAUCCAGGCUGUGCUGCGAAGCCCUGAGCCGUCGCACUCGGCUCCGUGGGGUAUCCUUGGCUGGAAGGAAGAGAUAAAUUUCCCCAACAGCGCCAGCGGACCGACCCUCACCCGCCAGUGGGCGCCUAUUCAAGAUGAGCGCCGCAUCUCAGUUGCCGCUUAUCCCUGA